Messenger RNA from Saprolegnia parasitica CBS 223.65, 538 nucleotides. RefSeq lists its product as hypothetical. The coding region runs from base 43 to 489 and encodes 148 amino acids. The transcript has 4 exons. NCBI's taxonomy places the organism in Eukaryota, Oomycota, Saprolegniomycetes, Saprolegniales, Saprolegniaceae. The record is from RefSeq and is a predicted model, not a curated record.
GCCGCUUCGUGUUCGAUUUUUGCAAAGGUCACACGCAUCGAGAUGGCUACCCGACACCCAACGGCUGUGUUUAGCCCGCGCAAGGCGCUCGCGCGGCUGCAGGUGCAACCCGCGCCGUCGUCCGCACUCGGUGCCCUCGCCGAGUCGGAGAAGGACGCGAUCAUUCUCUACUUGCUCCAGAAAGUCCGCGACCAGCAGACGAUGCAAGACGCUACCAUCAAGUUUGGAGAGCAAGUCGCAGCCCAACUCGUGCUCGAGCAGCAUCGAGCGGCAGAAGCCCACGAAGCCACCAUCCGAGAGCUCCAGGACCAGCUUCAUGCAGCUGUGCACGACCACCCCGAGGUCCGCCGACUGCAAAGCGCAGUCGCCGAGCUCCAAUUCGCCCUCGACACGGAGCGCCAUAAUGUACUCUCAGCGAUCCAAAAGUGUCGGCGCAGCCGCGAGCGCGAGAAGCAGCUCAAAAUGACCAUCGAUCCGCUGUGGGAGUAAGCCGUCUGCGAUUGCUUUUUAACACAAAAGUGUGAAUUAUUAUCCAAUG